AUGUCAUGUCAGCCAACGAAUCGAGCUCAAGAGGAUCCGUACGCAUUCACGGAAUCGUCCCCACUGCAGGCAAAUUCGAUUGUAUACGCUAACCAUUCGAGUACAGUUAGUACCACCGGUAGUGGUAGUACUCUCAACAGCAAUAGCUCCGGUGGCAAUAACAAUGGAAUCACGACAGCUACUACCCCGGCCGUUUCGUCCGGAGCUAGCCUGCUACUCGCGACGGCCACCACAGGCGGAGCUGCUGCAGCCAAGGAUAAAAAUGUACUCGUCUCGUCAUCUCCGACCACAUUGAAAGUACGUUACAAUGGUGUCGUGGCAACGCCGGCUGUGGCAGCCACGAGGACACCUGUCUCGAAGGCUCCAGUCAUUGCCGGGACCGCAUCUAUCGCUACAACGGUACCGGUGUUUUCGAAGCCGCUGCAAAUUAAGCAGCAGUCUCCGCAAGUGAAUCUUCAAGUACCGAUGCAGCCUACAGUAACCGUUGGCAAACUUAUAAAGAAGGUUCUACCGCAGCAGAAAUCUCCGAUGCUGACAACUGUCGUUGCAGGUGGUGCGAAAAUAAUAUCCCGUUUGCAGCAGCAGAAUCCAGGGGUAUCGGGGCAACAACUGCAACCCGUCAUAACGACCGCCGGGGGCUCUAUUCUGAAGUUCAUCAAAAUUCCACCAAACCAACUGCCCAAGGGGACGACUGCUGGUGCAGGCAUUCAACAGGGAACAUUUAUACAGGUCACCACAACCGGAGACGGCGGAAGGAAGCUACUGGCCAAUGGGAUUGCUAACCAUGGUGUAAACCCCACCAUCUCAGUGACUACCAGUGCCGCACCAAAGGUAGUGGGAGCGACAGCAACGGUCAAUCGCAAUACCACCGGCAUGACGGUCGUUCCGACGAUGCCGACAGUAUCGCCGACGAAAAUUCGUCUCAUACAGCCGCAGGCUCAGGGAAAGAUUUUUCUGCACACGCCCGGGAGCACUAGCUUAGCGACAACGACCCACAUUUCCAACCCGAUAAGUAUAGCGACUUUAAGGAACUCUCUCGUUAAGCAACAACAGCAACAAGUAACUCAACAAAAACCACCAAACCAACAACUGCAAUCUUUGCCUGUAAUCAUUCAACAGCAAGUGGCCCAGCUACCUCUGCUGCAGAAGCAACAGCUUUUGCAACAGCAGCAGCAGUCGCCGCAAUCGCUUCCGAACAAGCCCAUUCUGCAGCAGCCACAGCAACUUCAAUUGCAAAAGCAGUCUAUAUCUCAGCAAUCGAAGCAAAAAGUUAUAGCAAACUUGUCACCGCAUCAACCGACGGUGCAGAAUGCAUUACAAUCGCCGUCACAGGUGCAAGUACUGUCCAAAACACCCCAACAGCUGGUUGCGAAAGUGCAAUCGACACCGCCACAACAGCCGCUACAGAAACUGGAGAAUGUAGACAACAUGCAGAAGCUUAAGCAAAGUCAGCAUCCACAGCAGUCUCCAAUGCAGCAAAUAGUUCAGAAAACACCCGUUCCGCAGAACAGUAACAAACAGUCGCUUUUACUGCAACUCCACCAACAGCCGCAUUUAGUGUCUAAACAGCUACCAUCUCCUACAUCGCAAACCACCCCCAAACUACAACCACAGUCGCUAUUGCUGCAACCUCAGCGAAAACCGCAGCAGUCGACCCCAUCGCCAGGAAGCAAGCAGCAACGACCGGUAACACAGCAUCAGCCACUGAAAACCGCAAAUAUGCCCGCUCCUGUCUCGCUGCUCACUACACCCAUAUCGGUGGCAGCUGGUAAUGGGUCCCUGCUCAUAAAGACAAAUGAUACCUCCAACGCGAACGCAUCCGCGACGGAAAAUGUUUCGACUAACGUAAAACCGGUUGCAGUUGAAAGUGGCCGGAGGAUGUCGAACCAACCGAGCCUGCUUGUGGCGUCAGAUGGGGAAAUUCCGCCGAAACCAUGCUCCACGCAGCGGGAUCCAUCUCCCGUUGGGAACAGUGUCGACAAAGUGAAUCAAGCUGCGCUUGCUCUAUUGGGACGCAAAAGUAUGCCGGUCAUAGCGAAAAAGGAUUCAGGAGAAAACAAAUCAAUUGAGCAGUUGGCUGCCCCCCACACAACACAGCACCUCCCUCAGACAAGUACGGUGCAAACGAAUGGAAAUGUAAAGAUGCGCCAGUCGCCUGGUCGAAAACCUGGAGCGUUGGGUAAAACAUCUUUGAAGGAGAAAAAGAACGGCAAGCGAUCAUACAAACAACAUGCGUCUGAAGAACACGAGCAUCCUUCAGCUCCGAAGUCACCAUUUCCGGAAAAUAGGGAAGAUUCGUUUAAGCAGAGUGCAAACAUGUCAAGCACGCCAAAUGGUGCUCAACAUAUGGCGGCGAUUUCACCGUCGUCUCCUUUACUUACGACCGUAAAACUAGAAGCAGACUGUGAAAUAAAAAAGGAGGACACCACAGAGGACGUGAAACCACCGAAGCAAAAGAUCGUUCCUCCCACGGUACCGGGGGCGCUAGCCAUGCCGAUCAAGCGGCCAAAGAUCAAGGAAUGGCACGCACCAGGCUCCUAUAUGUUUGAUUUGAAAGAUCCAGAUGACGAAUCAGACGACGACGUGUUCGACGAGCAUCCGAAUACACUUUCGUUUUGGUACGAGGAAUCGAUAGCAAUCACAGUGCCGGAAAGUUCGUCGAGCUGGCCCAUGAAUCCGAUGCAGUCGAGAAAUACGUCGUCUAGCUACGGUGGAGCUCGAGGGGGUAAAAGUAAAUCCCACGGCCGAACGAAUAACGCAUCGUUUCAAGUUCGUAUGCUGACGCGCGAUGAGCGGCUUGAGCUGAGAAAAACCUACCUACAGCGACGAGCGGUCCAGCACUGUAAUGGACUGCGGAUAAGAAACGCACACGUGUUCAGCGCGAAGAAACGACUUGCAGCAAUGGAAGCUAUGGUCAGCAAACUGGAGAGGCGGCGGCAGUUGACGCUUAGCAAGGAAAGUGAGAAAUCCAUUUGCAUUCAUUCGGGGUGUACUAAAUCGGCUCUGGUGCUGGCGUCACAUUGUUAUGACCACAUCACUGAGAAUACGGAGCAGUGUUUGUUUCAGCGAUGCACGGCAAAGUUUUCCGACAACAGCCAGUGUCGCGUGCCAGUGUUCGAUGUUAGUCACGAGUUGGUCCUUUGCAAGGAGCAUGCUUGGAAGCACGAUAAUCAUGACAAGAUGUCGCAGGAAGUAAAAUUGCAGAAGAAACCGCCGGCAGUCACUGCGGUCAGCACUAUGUCGACGGUGCCGACAGUAGCGAAUUUGUCAGCGAUAGCGCGCAAAAAACUGAAACCUGGCCAGCCGUCAGAGGUGGGUCGAUCACAAAAGCGAACUAAGAAGAAGAAAAAACUGACUCCCCUACAACAACAGAUGCUGAUGCAUCAGCAGCAGUACAAGCAGCAGUUCGUGAUUCACCACCAUUCGAGCCAAAACAAUCAACAGCAGAGCAAAGCUGCUGUUUCUGCUUCAAUUGCAAAUCGAUCGCCACAGAAGAACAUGCAGCAGCCACAACCACUUCAGAAAUCGCUGCUUAACCCGUCGUACUGUAACAAUAAACUACCAGAACAAGGCAAGACAGGAACAUUAUUGCAAAAAUCAACACCCAUUACCUGCUCACAGCGGCAAAAUCUGACCAAUGGCACGAAGAGUACCGCUAAAGUCGUCCUCAAUACGAGUGCCUCCAGCAUUGGCCCGCAAGGGCAACGAAAUGUGCACACUCCUCUGCCAAUUGGUAACAAUCGGGCUGCUGGUGGAGUGACUUCAUCACUGGUCUUCCGAGGUCAGCAUAAAAGCUCCACCGUGCAGAUCGCAAAUCAACCACAACAGGAGCGUGAGCAAGAGCCACCGCAAAAACAGCAACAACAGCUGUCCCAGUAUGCUAAUGGAGCGCAGGUUGUUCAACCGACUCACAAUAAUUCAUCGAGCACGCAGGAUAUGUUAACAAUUUGUGAGAACAGUUCAGCGUACGCUAGCUCUGAGGACACAGGUGUCGGUGGUUUGUCGGAGUCGGAACUGAUGGCAACACAAGACGUUAUUGAGGAGAUUAUACCAUUUGAGUUUAGCAAUCUGCUGCAUCAAAACGUGCUCAGUCACUUGCCUCAGGAAGCGUUGAACGAACUUUUAUUUCUUGGCGGAGUGCCGGCUGAGGAAGAAACGGGCGACUCGCACGAAGGUUGUACACGUGAGGUAGAGGCCGAUAUCGAGCGUGCCCUAGAGCAUGUGAAAUCGCUCGACGAUAUGACGGUGGAACCAAGCAGCUUAUUGGGUGAUUUUCUCGACAACGUAGAUGAUGAAAUGUUGGACGGAUCGGAUAUUUGUAGCAACGAGCAGAUGCUCCAAUCAUCAAACAAAACGAAUGACAUUCGUGGUAUGGUGCAUACGUAA
This is a messenger RNA of Anopheles nili, 4386 nucleotides long. RefSeq lists its product as uncharacterized. NCBI's taxonomy places the organism in Eukaryota, Metazoa, Arthropoda, Insecta, Diptera, Culicidae. Bases 1 to 4386 code for a protein of 1461 amino acids. Gene Ontology annotation, cellular component: nucleus. The record is from RefSeq and is a predicted model, not a curated record. The transcript is spliced from 5 exons.